GUUAGCGAGGUGUAACCGUAAUACAACACGAUUGUACAACAACAACAACAACGCGAUUGAAAGGCAAUGGGCAAGUCAUCCAAGGACAAGCGAGAUGUUUACUACCGCCUGGCCAAGGAGGAAGGGUGGCGAGCUCGCAGCGCCUUCAAACUUCUUCAGAUCAAUGAGGACUUUAACAUCUUUGAUGGUGUAAAAAAGGUGGUAGAUCUAUGUGCCGCGCCGGGGAGUUGGAGUCAAGUGCUGGCUAGGAAACUACGAGUUGGGAAUGCAAAAGAUGACGAUGUGAAGAUAGUCGCUGUAGAUCUGCAGGCUAUGGCUCCCAUUCCAGGAGUCGUACAGAUUCAGGGGGACAUAACUAAGACAUCAACUGCCAAUGAGAUCAUUCAACACUUUGAGGGUGAACAUGCAGACCUCGUAGUGUGUGAUGGAGCUCCAGAUGUGACAGGUCUGCAUGACAUAGAUGAGUAUAUUCAGGCACAGUUACUCCUGGCGGCUCUGAACAUUACAACUCAUGUUUUGAAAAAAGGAGGAAACUUCAUAGCAAAGAUAUUCCGAGGCAAGGACGUGUCACUGCUGUACUCCCAGCUCAAGAUCUUCUUCCCCCUGGUGUCAGUGUUCAAGCCCCGCAGCAGCCGUAACUCAAGCAUAGAGGCGUUUGUUGUGUGCCAGAAUUAUUCCCCUCCAGACGGCUACAUCCCCAACAUGGCAAAUCCCCUUCUGGAUCAUCACUAUGAUUUAGAUUACAACAACCUGACUGGUCCCAACAGAGUUAUUGUUCCUUUCCUGGCCUGCGGGGAUCUCAGUGGGUUUGAUUCAGACCGGACAUACCCUCUUCAGUUGCCAGGGCGACAGUAUGAGUACCACGCCCCGACUCAGUCCCCGAUCAACCCGCCCUACCAGGAGGCAUGUCAGCUCAGACGGACAGACAAACUGUCCAAACCAGAGGACAAACUGGCCAAACCAGAGGACAAACUGGCCAAACCAGCGGACAAACUGGCCAAACCAGAAGACAAACUAGCAAAACUUGACAUGGAAAACACGGAAAAGGCGGUCGCAAAAACAAGCAACUGGAAUUCACAGGAUGAUGAAGAUAAAAGUAUUAAUGAAGAAAAACUUACUCAGCACAUGGAAAAUGUGAAUCUUCAAUAAUAAAACAUUAAUAGCUAUCUCAUACUGUGAUAAAAAUGUGUUCAUUUUUAAUUGAAGUCCAUGAAGUGUUUAUGAUGCCUAGCUUGGAAGAAAUGGUGAAAUAUUUAUUUGCACCUUUGCACCUUUCUGUAUGUUUGGUUGUCAGUCUAUGGACCUCUUAAGAAUAGUAACCACAAUUCACAUUUAUAGGCUUGAAUUUCUGAGAUGAAAGGAAGACAACUUAUGAUUUUGAGGUCAAUUGUUUGGAUCACAGGAGCUUGUAACAUGAAAUAAUAAUUUAGAAAAGUACUGUUUCUACCCAUAAAAUCAUACCUUAAGUAGACUUGGUGUCAUUUAUCAUAAAACACUAUAAGCACUGGACAUUUAAAUCGGGCUACAAUCUGUAAAUAUAGCUAUGUACGGAUUGUAAUUGCUUGAUUGAAACCAUUUGAAAUUUAUAUCAGUGUAUGUUCAUGCAAAAUAAAAACAAACUUUAUGGACAUAAGAAAGCGAGACAUUAUUCAAUACAUCAUGAAACUGCCAUGAUGUUUAAAGUUAAGAUAAAUUGGUGUGAAGUUUUUACAUUGUAGUUGUAACUUUUCAAUACAAUGUUUAUUAAGAUUUUAAAUGUUUUAAAUGUUUUGUAAUACCGGUACAUGUUUCUAUGUUGGUUUGUCUGUCCGUUCACAAUGCAGUUUGUUGAGUUAUAUAGCUAUAAAGAAACAUUACAUUUAUUUAUAGGUCUUUAGUGAAGUGAACUUCUUCAACAUUUGUCAUUAUUGAUUUAAAACUUGAAAUAUGGCGUCACAAUUAAAUGCAAAUGGGCAAAACACUUUUCAUUUCUAUUGAUUCAUAUCUUGCUAAUAUGAGCCAUUUUUGUAAUUGCAUACAAUAUUUCAAGUGUCUGCACCUGUAUAUUUCAAGUGUCAGCACCUGAUUUUUUAAACAUUUCUAAAGCCAUUUAAUUUAUACUUGAAAUAUUUUAUCACCAAUUGUGAAGAUGUGCAUGGCCAAUUUUCCAGUGAUCCAUUUAUGUUUGAGCUAUGUACCUUUGUACCUAUGAAAAAGCCCUUGUUAAAUAUGAUUAGUGUCAAAAUUGCAUAUUUGUGUUGCAUAGAAAAUCAAAGCGCUGAAGGCACUGAAGUUGUUUGCCAUUGCAUUAUCUUGGACACAGUUUUCAAAAUUAUGUUACAGCUUUCUAUAUUGCAAGUUUGAAAUGAACACAACCCAUUCAAAUUUAUAAAGAGUGUGCCUUAAAGCACAGGUCGAGAUGUCUGCGCACUGUUUAUUCUCAUAUUUAUGCCAUAGAGAUAACUUAGACAAAAAAACAAA
Messenger RNA from Dreissena polymorpha, 2460 nucleotides. RefSeq names its product putative tRNA (cytidine(32)/guanosine(34)-2'-O)-methyltransferase. The coding region runs from base 67 to 1149 and encodes 360 amino acids. The record is from RefSeq and is a predicted model, not a curated record. Gene Ontology annotation, biological process: cytoplasmic translation; tRNA methylation. Gene Ontology annotation, molecular function: tRNA methyltransferase activity. Gene Ontology annotation, cellular component: cytoplasm. The transcript has 11 exons. Lineage: Eukaryota; Metazoa; Mollusca; Bivalvia; Myida; Dreissenidae.